UGCCAUUGCUAGGCACCUAUUGCUAAGCAGCCAUGCCUGGUGAUCACAAACGCAUUCGAGGUCCAGAGGACUCGCAGCCGCCCAUCCUUUACGCGCCUCCGGAGCAAAUCGUCGAGGCCCAGGUUCGAGAUUUCAUCCCGAACCGGGACCCCCGGCGCCAGCGGCCUGUGUACGUCAGGGCAGGUCAGACCAGCCAGGCUACUGGCUCUUCUUACUUAGAAUCAGGAGAUACUAAGAUAGUUGCUUCUGUGUACGGUCCACGCCAAGUGGAAGGGGGGGAGCCGCUGACCGGCCUCCAAGGGCGCCUGAUAUGCGACUUCCGCCGGGCACCUUUCUCGGGGAGGGGCAAAAGGAGAGCUCCUUCCAGCAACAACAGGGAGGAGAAGGAAAUGAGCCUGGCACUUCAGGAAGCUCUCAUGCCAGCAGUUCAGUUGCUGCGCUACCCCCGUGCCCAGCUCGAAGUUUACGUUUUGGUUCUCGAGGAUGGUGGCGCAAUUUUAGCAUCUGGUAUCAUUGCCGCUUCCUUGGCCUUGGCAGACGCCGGCAUAGAGAUGUUCGACCUGGUGUCGGCGUGCAGCCUAGUUCUCUCCGGAGACGCCGAUCCCGUUUGGCUCUUGGAUCCCGUUCUAUACGAGGAGCAGCAGGCCUCCGGUGGCCUUACCGUGGCCCUUAUGCCCGUGCGCAACGAAGUGUCAGGCCUACUGGGCAGUUCGGAAGGCUGCAGCGCCGAGCUCUGGGCGGAAGGGGUGCGCCUCGGUAUGGAAGGCUGUCAGCGCCUCUACACGACCCUGCACAAGUGCCUAGUGAGGUCCACCCGGAGAAGAAGACAAGAAGUCCAGAUCCAGGCUCAAGCCCGGAGAGUAGCAGAGAGGGAUUUAGCUGCCCAGGAUCUCCCACCAACUCUACCACUUCCACCUGUUCCUCACUCUCCCGAUGAGGCCUCCGAAUAAUCGGCCAGGUCCGGGUGCCCACCACUCAGCAACAGCGCCUCUCCCCAUCCCCCAGCUGCGGCACUCCAUGCAGACGCGACUCUCCACGAGGGGAGUCCAAACUUUCCUUUCCGUCCUUCCUCCGCCCCCCACGGUUUGAUCCUUUGGAAAGCAGAUGCCAGAGCCCAGUCCAUCGCCCUCAAGCCCACUGGAACCGUCUCGCCUCCUGGAAACGGGAAAGCUGGCUCCCCACAUCCUCUCCGCCCACUUCUCCCUCGGGAAAGCCGGAACACCUUCCACUUGCAGUGUGGUUCUCCAGAGACCCAGAGGACGGCACCGAGAGGAAAGGUGGAGGGAGACAGACGGAACCUGCUACGACAUCCACAUGAGGAGGGCCUCUUCCCAACUGCUACCCCACCCCCAUCCACCCCCUUCCCCCCACCCUCAGUUCAUUCUCUGAUACGUAUUUUCAAAACAUUAAUAAACAUAAAAGAGUUCUAGAAAA
Messenger RNA from Antechinus flavipes (yellow-footed antechinus), 1434 nucleotides. RefSeq names its product exosome complex component MTR3-like. The record is from RefSeq and is a predicted model, not a curated record. Lineage: Eukaryota; Metazoa; Chordata; Mammalia; Dasyuromorphia; Dasyuridae. Gene Ontology annotation, biological process: nuclear mRNA surveillance; poly(A)-dependent snoRNA 3'-end processing; U4 snRNA 3'-end processing. Gene Ontology annotation, cellular component: nucleolus; nuclear exosome (RNase complex); cytoplasmic exosome (RNase complex). The transcript has a single exon. The coding region runs from base 33 to 950 and encodes 305 amino acids.